Messenger RNA from Danio aesculapii, 4596 nucleotides. It is a transcript of the gene foxj2, whose product is annotated as forkhead box J2. The transcript is spliced from 10 exons. Gene Ontology annotation, cellular component: nucleus. Gene Ontology annotation, biological process: regulation of transcription by RNA polymerase II. Bases 1074 to 2612 code for a protein of 512 amino acids. Lineage: Eukaryota; Metazoa; Chordata; Actinopteri; Cypriniformes; Danionidae. Gene Ontology annotation, molecular function: RNA polymerase II cis-regulatory region sequence-specific DNA binding; DNA-binding transcription factor activity, RNA polymerase II-specific. The record is from RefSeq and is a predicted model, not a curated record.
UUUUGCGCUGAAAUUAAACUCGUUUCUUUUGAACUGAAACGACUUCCUUUUACACUGAGAAUUCAUGCACAAACACAUAUGACACCAUUUGCAUGUAUGUAUAUACACAACUAAUUGUAUGUUUGUGAAUUUAGUUUUGAAUGUUUGCAUGAGUGUUAUGUGAGUGUUUAUGCACGCAUCAAGUUCAUAUUCAGAUGAGUUUAUAGGUGCAUAUGCAUAGUUUAAGUUUAUAUGUAUGCGCCUGUAUUAUUGUGGGUGCUUGUGCAAGAAUCGAGUUUAUGUGAGUGUAUGCAUGCGUCAACUUUAUAUGUAUACAGGCAAGAGUUAUAUAUAUUGUUUUGAACAUCCAAUAGUACAGAUGUGUAUACAAGUAAUUUAUAUAUGCAUGUGUUUUAUGUAUGUGUUGAUGAUUUAAAUCCCACGGUGCACUGCAUUUUUUGUGUUCACCAUAAGAAAGUAACUCAUAGGUUUGGAACCACUUGUGAGAAUUUUUUCAUUUUUGUGUGAAAUAUCCUUUUAAUGUGUGUGUUAGACGCUUUUGUUUUGGAUUUGUCCUCACUGCAUUAUCAACACGUGUUUGGCAACUCUGAAAUCCAUCAGGAUGCAAAGAUCAUUGCGUCAUAGGACUAAGAAAUCCUGAAUGGAAAUUAUUACAGCGGUUUCCCGCUUGUUGCUCUACUGCUCUCCUAUUUCAGCAGUGAAACAGGAACUUACUCACUAGUUAAACAGAACAGCCAUGAGAGGAGGAGAAACGCACCGACUUCUCAAAUAUCAGGCGGAGGGUGGAGAGUCGAUGACGUUCGACGCUUGCAGAAAGGGAGGGGCAACGAGAAAGAAAGGGAAGAACUUUUUUCCGACAGGUUUUUGUCUCUUCUUCCGAACAGAAAUUUCACACAAAACGUGCUAAUAUAGUGGCUUCAGACUCUGAAUCAAUGCUGCGAUAAACAAACGAGAGAGGAGGAGGAACGUUAAACGAGAUCAUCUUCCUCCGUGCUACAGAUGACAGCAUUAAACACUGAAACAGCUUGAAGUCGGGGGCCUUUUGAGAGCACUAAGACAUCAUCUCCUCAAGCAUGACGUCUGAACUGGACUCUAGUUUGACCAGCAUUGACUGGCUCCCUCAGCUGGGCAUCAGCACCUUGCGUUCAGGGAAAGAAAGAGUGGAACGGAAAAAAGAGCGAGGAAGAGAGAAGGAUAUCCCUCUGAUACCCACGCUGUCACCCGGGUCGAACUCCAAAGUGAAGCCCCCUCACAGCUACGCCACCCUCAUCGCCAUGGCCAUCAGCUCGGCUCCUGAAAUGAAGCUGAGUUUGAAUGAUAUUUACACUUGGAUCAGCGAUACGUUUCCGUAUUACUGCAGAGCUGGUAGAGGAUGGAAGAACUCAAUUCGCCACAAUUUGUCCCUCAAUAAAUGUUUCCGGAAAGUUCCUCGACCUCAGAGUGAUCCUGGAAAGGGAUCAUACUGGACGAUGGAUGUACCACCUGAAUCCACUCAACCAAGAGGAGUCAAACGUCCUUAUCCUGAUGAAGAACAAGUAGUAACUCCGUUCUCAGACACACAACUGCCUGUCAAUCAACCGGAGCCCCUCCCCCCUCAGCCAGACACCAAGAGCACAUUCCCUCCUCCUCCAUGCAAGCAACGUUCAGCCAUUCCAGUACCUUCAUCUCUUCCUUCAAACCCUCAUGCUGAUCCUUCGCUUCGCUUCUCCUUUGCUGACUUGAACCUUCCAGAUCUGUACAAUUCUUUUCAGUCGCUCUGUCGCUCCAUGAGAGAAAAGGUCACUUCCCAAUCGGACAUUUCCACUUUACUUGGACUAACCCAUGACAGUACACCUCUCCAUACCCCAACCCUGCCUCCUCUCUCCCCCUGUCCAAACCCUAAUAUUAAUCAGUUUAUCAACCCAAAUUCGACUCAUAUUCCAAACCUCAAUACCAAUGGUAACUUCAAUCCAAAUGCACUCCAUAGCUUUAUCCCCACCCUGAACCAAAACCAGAACUCUAGCAUUCAUCUAAACUCCAGCACUGAGCCUGACAAGCUGCUUCCCAACGACUGGUUCAGUAACCCGGACUCUUUGAGAGAGAGUUUCAGAAUCGCCAGUAGUCUGGACUGGGCAAACAUUGACCUCUCUUGUCAUCCUGACCUGUUAGAAAGCAUGCGUCAGGCCGAACUGCGAGAUUGGGCUCUGGAUCCAGCACUCUUCACUUCGCUCUGUGAUUCGCUCAACCGUUUCUUCACUCACAAGGGUCUCAUUGGCUCAUCUUCUAGUGGCGCCUCUUCUUUCGGACACAUGGCACCACCUUCUGUCAAUAUGCCCCCCACUAACCCUCCCACACUGUCAAGUUUAACUCAACCAUCUCCACUCAUUUACCCCUCUCAGCUCCCUCCUGGCAGCGGUGAAGCUCCUCUACAGGGUCCCAGGAGGAACCUGACCCCUCUUGCCCAGAACCAGACCACACAGACCCCAGCAGGACUGCAGCCCACCGUCAGCCAACCUAUGACUCCCAAUGCACUUCAAACUCAACCGUUGACGCCAACUGCCCGUCCACCCCUGAAGACUCGCAUCAGUGAAGAAAUCCAGGACGAUUUCGAUUGGGACUCUUUGAUUGAAUAGAAUUGAUUGUUGGCAGACAUGCAUAUAAAGUAAAAGAAAACAUGAGCCAAUCAUUGAAAAAGCAUCAAUAUCUGUCAACAUGAGGUGAGGCCAGCUCAUUCAUCAUCUUUCAUACAUAAACGGAACAAAAGCAGAACCACCUUAACAUUAACCAUCAUUCAGGUCAUCAACCACAUCUUUGUAAACAAUCAGAAAAUUCACCAAGGUUUACCAAAAUGCAGUGCAGUAACGCUACCAUGUUUGUUCCUGAACUGCUCCAGAUCUCGAAGACGGGUGGAUCAGUUCUGACAAUGUUUUCUUCAAUGCAACAUCCGUUUUCUCUUAUCCCAAGUUAUACACAGUUGGCUGCCUUUUACGUCAGUGUAUUACAAUGUAAAUAAUGUUAGCACUUCGAAAAGUCAGAAGACAAUGGCUGUAUUUUUGUUGAAUGUUGUUGAUGCAGGCUUUUCUGACUCAUAAUCAGUCGGUUCAUAAAAUGUUUGACCAAAGAAUUUUUCUUAAUUGCACUUUCUACAAAUUGCAUGUACACUAACAUUUUUUUUGUGAGAAAUUAAAUGGUUUAACAAUACACUGAGAUAUAUACUCACCAGCCACUUUAUUAGGUACACCUUACUAGUACUAGUUUGGACCACCUUUUGCCCUCAGAACUGCCUUAAUCCUUCGUGGCAUAGAUUCAGCAAGGUACUGGAAAUAUUCCUCAGAGAUUUUGGUCAAUAUUGACAUGAUAGCAUCACGCAGUUGCAGCAGAUUUGUCGGCUGCACAUCCAUGAUGCUAAUCUCCCGUUCCACCACCUCCCAAAUGUGCUCUAUUGGAGUGAGGUCUGGUGACUGUGGAGGCCAUUUGAGUACAGUGAACUCAUUGUCAUGUUCAAGAAACCAGUCUGAGAUGAUACACGCUUUAUAACAUGGUGUGUUAUCCUGCUGGAAGUAGCCAUCAGAAGAUGGGUACAUUGUGGUCAUAAAGGGAUGGACAUCGUCAACAACAAUACUAAGGUAGGCUGUGGCUUUGACACGAUGCUCAAUUGGUACUAAUAGCCCCAAUUGUGCCAAGAAAAUAUCCCCCACAUCAUUACACCACCAGCCUGAAUUGUUGAUACAAGGCAGGAUGGAUCCAUGCUUUCAUUUUGUUGAUGCCAAAUUCUGACCCUACCAUCUGAAUGUUGUAGCAGAAAUCAAGACUCAUCAGUUCAGGCAACUUUUUUCUAAUCUUCUAUUGUCCUUUUUUUGAUGAGCCUGUGCAAAUUGUAGCCUCAGUUUCCUGUUCUUAGCUGACAGGAGUGGCACCAGCGGUGGUCUUCUGCUGCUGUAGCCCAUGCGCCUCAAGAUUGUGUUGUGUGUUCAGAGAUGCUCUUCUGCAUACCUCGGUUGCAACGAGUGGUUAUUUGAGUUACUGUUGCCUUUCUAUCAGCUGGAACCAGCUUGGCCAUUCUCCUCUGACCUCUGGGAUCAACAAGGCGUUUGCGCCCACAGAACCGCCACUCACUGGAUAUUUACUCAUUUUCAGUCCAUUCUUUGUAAACCCUAGAGAUGGUUGUGCGUGAAAAUUCCAGUAGCUCAGCAGUUUCUGAAAUACUCAGACCAGCUUGCCUCGGACCAACAACCAUGCCACAUUUUAAAGUCACUUAAAUCAACUUUCUUCCGCAUUCUGAUGCUCUGUUUGAACUGCAGCAGACUGUCUUGAUCAUGUCUACAUGCCUAAUUGCAUUGAGUUGCUGCCGUGUCAUUGGCUAAUUAGAAGUUUGCGAUAACAAGCAGUCGGAUAGGUGUACCUAAUAAGGUGUCCAGUGAGUGUAUUAUGACAAUAUAUUUAUGUACUAUGAAAUGAUGAAUUUAUUGCUUAUUAAAUUUUGUUAAAUAGAAAUUGAUUAAAACAAUUAAAGGAAAUAUUUAACUUAUCGUUUUAAAGCAAACCAAUGCAACAAAAUAAGCUUGGACAAUUUUGUUUUGUGGAUUUUUUUUUUAUUUCUUAAAUUCCUUUUUUUUU